Molecule: messenger RNA, 450 nt
Organism: Prunus persica (peach)
Lineage: Eukaryota; Viridiplantae; Streptophyta; Magnoliopsida; Rosales; Rosaceae
Exons: 1
Coding region: 1-450 (149 amino acids)
Source: RefSeq, a predicted model, not a curated record
AUGGUAGUUACCAGGAAUGACCCAAAGGAAAAGGCAGCAUUGCAGCACCACUUGGCAAGUGAGUUUGAAAUGAAAGAUCUUAGUGCUCUGAAGUAUUUCUUAGGCAUCGAAGUGGCUCAUUCAAAACAAGGAAUAUUUCUAUCACAACGGAAAUAUAUCCUUGACAUUUUGACUGACACUGGAAUGUUAGCCAGCAAACCAGCAGAUACGCCAAUGGAGUUGAAUCAUCAGCUUGAUGAAUAUCCUGAUCAGGUACCCACCAACAAAGGAAGAUAUCAACGUCUUGUGGGUGGGUUAAUCUAUCUUGGACAUACUAGACCUGAUAUAGCAUAUGCCGUAAGUGUGGUGAGUCAGUUCAUGCAUGCACCAAGUGAAGCCCACAUGGAUGCGGUAAACCGAAUUCUAAGAUACUUGAAGUCAUCUCCUGGAAGAGGAUUGAUGUUCGCAUGA